GCCGGAGCCCGCCGGCGGGGUGCGCAGCAUCUACCCGCAGCGGCCGGGCCGCAACGACGGCAACAUCUACGUGGGCACCACGCGCAACAACAUCCUCGAGGGCUCCCUGCAGCGCCGCUUCAACCAGAUCGUGUUCGGGCACUCGCGGCAGCUGUGGGCGCUGGCGGUGCACCCGGACGACGAGCUGUUCGCCACCGGUGGCCACGACAAGAACAUCGCCCUCUGGCGCCGGAACAAGCUCGUCUGGACCACGCAGGUGGCGUACGAAGUGGUGUCGCUCUCCUUCCACCCGUUCGGCGUGGCGUUAGCCGCGGGCAGCACCGAGGGCCACCUCAUCGUGCUCAACGCGGAGUCGGGGCAGCCCGUGGCCACGGUGCGGGUGUGCGGCUCCCCGCUCAGCUGCGUCGCCUACAACCC
Molecule: messenger RNA, 417 nt
Organism: Gryllus bimaculatus (two-spotted cricket)
Lineage: Eukaryota; Metazoa; Arthropoda; Insecta; Orthoptera; Gryllidae
Source: the annotation of a GenBank genome assembly